AUGGACGUGGACGCGGACGUGGACGUGGACGUGGACGCGGACGUGGACGUGGACGUGGACGUGGACGUGGACGUGGACGUGGACAUGGACGUGGACGUGGACGUGGACAUGGACGUGGACAUGGACGUGGAGGAGGACGUGGACGUGGACGUGGAGGAGGACGUGGACGUGGACGUGGACGUAGACGUGGACGUGGACAUGGACGUAGACGUGGACGUGGACAUGGACGUGGACGUGGACGUGGACGUGGACGUGGACGUGGACGUAGACGUGGACGUGGACGUGGACGUGGACAUGGACGUGGACGUGGACGUGGACAUGGACGUGGACGUGGACGUGGACAUGGACGUGGACGUGGACGUGGACGUGGACGUGGACGUGGACGUGGACGUGGACGUGGACAUGGACUUGGACAUGGACGUGGACUUGGACGUGGACGUGGACAUGGACGUGGACGUGGACAUGGACGUGGACGUGGACGUGGACGUGGAGGUGGACGUGGACGUGGAGGUGGAGGUGGAGGUGGACGUGGACGUGGACAUGGACGAGGACGUGGACGUGGACGUGGACGUGGACGUGGACGUGGACGUGGACCUGGACGUUGACGUUCGCGUGGACGUGGACGUGGACGUGGAGGACGUGGACGUGGAGGUGGACGUGGACGUGGACGUGGACGUGGACGUGGACGAGGACGAGGACGUAGACGUGGACGUGGAUGGACGUGGACGUGGACGUGGACGUGGACGUGGUCACGUGGACGUGGACGUGGACGUGGACGUGGACGAGGAGGAGGACGUGGACGUGGACGUGGACCUGGACGUGGACGUGGACGUAGAAAUGGACGUGGACGUGGACGUGGACAUGGACGUGGACAUGGACGUGGACAUGGACGUGGACAUGGACGUGGAUAUGGACAUGGACGUGGACAUGGACGUGGACGUGGACGUGGACGUGGACGUGGACGUGGACGUGGACGUGGACAUGGACGUGGACGUGGACGUGGACGUGGACGUGGAGGUGGACGUGGAGGUGGACGUGGACGUGGACAUGGACGAGGACGUGGACGUGGACGUGGACGUGGACGUGGACGUAGAAAUGGAGGUGGACGUGGACGUGGACCUGGACGUUGACGUGGACGUGGACCUGGACGUUGACGUCCGCGUGGACGUGGACAUGGACAUGGACGUGGACGUGGACGUGGACGUGGACGUGGACGUGGACGUAGACGUGGACGUGGACGUGGACGUGGACGUGGACGUGGACGUGGACAUGGACGUGGACGUGGACGUGGACGUGGACGUGGAAAUGGACGUGGACGUGGACGUGGACGUGGACGUGGUCGUGGACAUGGACGUGGACGUGGACGUGGACAUGGACGUAGACAUGGACGUGGACGUAGACAUGGACGUGGACGUGGACGUGGACAUGGACGUGGACGUGGACGUGGACAUGGACGUGGACGUGGACGUAGUUAUGGACGUGGACGUGGACGUGGACAUGGACGUGGACAUGGACGUGGACAUGGACGUGGACAUGGACGUGGACAUGGACGUGGACAUGGACAUGGACGUGGACAUGGACGUGGACGUGGACAUGGACGUGGACGUGGACGUAGAAAUGGACGUGGACGUGGACGUAGAAAUGGACGUGGACGUGGACGUGGAAGUGGAUAUGGACGUGGACAUGGACAUGGACGUGCACGUGGACGUGGACAUGGACGUGGACGUAGAAAUGGACGUGGACGUGGACGUGGACAUGGACGUGGACGUGGACGUGGACGUGGACGUGGACGUGGACGUGGACAUGGACGUGGACAUGGACGUGGACAUGGACGUGGACAUGGACGUGGACAUGGACGUGGACGUGGACGUGGACGUGGACAUGGACGUGGACGUGGACGUGGACGUGGACGUGGACAUGGACGUGGACAUGGACGUGGACGUGGACGUGGACGUGGACGUGGACAUGGACAUGGACGUGGACGUGGACGUGGAGGUGGACGUGGACGUGGACGUGGACGUGGACGUGGACGUGGACGUGGACGUGGACGUCGACGUGGACAUGGACGUGGACGUGGACGUGGACGUGGACAUGGACGUGGACGUGGACGUGGACGUGGACGUGGACGUGGACGUAGAAAUGGACGUGGACGUGGACGUGGACAUGGACGUGGACGUGGACGUGGACGUAGAAAUGGACGUAGACGUGGACGUGGACGUGGACGUGGACAUGGACGUGGACAUGGACGUGGACGUGGACGUGGACAUGGACGUGGACGUGGACGUGGACAUGGACGUGGACGUGGACGUAGAAAUGGACGUGGACGUGGACGUGGACGUGGACAUGGAUGUGGACAUGGACGUGGACAUGGACGUGGACAUGGACGUGGACAUGGACAUGGACGUGGACAUGGACGUGGACGUGGACAUGGACGUGGACGUGGACGUGGACGUAGAAAUGGACGUGGACGUGGACGUAGAAAUGGACGUAGACGUGGACGUGGAAGUGGACAUGGAAGUGGACAUGGACGUGGACGUGGACGUGGACGUGGACAUGGACGUGGACAUGGACGUAGAAAUGGACGUGGACGUGGACGUGGACAUGGACGUGGACGUGGACGUGGACGUGGACGUGGUCGUGGACAUGGACGUGGACGUGGACGUGGACGUGGACGUGGACAUGGACCUGGAUGUGGACGUGGACAUGGACGUGGACGUGGACGUGGACGUGGACGUGGACGUGGACGUGGACGUAGACAUGGACGUGGACGUGGACGUGGACGUGGACGUGGACGUAGACGUGGACGUGGACGUGGACGUGGACGUGGACGUGGACAUGGACGUGGACGUGGACGUGGACGUGGACGUGGAAAUGGACGUGGACGUGGACGUGGACGUGGACGUGGUCGUGGACAUGGACGUGGACGUGGACGUGGACAUGGACGUAGACAUGGACGUGGACGUAGACAUGGACGUGGACGUGGACGUGGACAUGGACGUGGACGUGGACGUGGACAUGGACGUGGACAUGGACGUGGACGUGGACGUGGACGCGAACGUGGACGCGGUCGUGGACGUGAACGUGGACAUGGACGUGGACGUGGACGUGGACGUGGACGCAGACGUGGACGUGGACGUGGACGUGGACGUGGACGUGGACGUGGACAUGGACGUGGACAUGGACGUGGAGGAGGACGUGGACGUGGACGUGGACGUGGACGUGGACGUGGACGUAGACGUGGACGUGGACAUGGACGUGGACGUGGACGUGGACAUGGACGUGGACAUGGACGUAGACGUGGACGUGGACGUGGACAUGGACGUGGACGUGGACGUGGACGUGGACAUGGACGUGGACGUGGACGUGGACAUGGACGUGGACAUGGACGUGGACAUGGACGUGGACGUGGACGUGGACGUGGACAUGGACGUGGACGUGGACGUGGACGUGGACGUGGACAUGGACUUGGACAUGGACGUGGACUUGGACGUGGACGUGGACAUGGACGUAGACGUGGACGUGGACGUGGACAUGGACGUGGACGUGGACGUAGACGUGGACGUGGACAUGGACGUGGACAUGGACGUGGACAUGGACGUGGACGUGGACAUGGACGUGGACGUGGACAUAGACAUGGACGUGGACAUGGACGUGGACGUGGACGUGGACGUGGACAUGGACGUGGACGUGGACGUGGACGUGGACGUGGACAUGGACGUGGACGUGGACAUGGACGUGGACAUGGACGUGGACGUGGACAUGGACGUGGACAUGGACGUGGACAUGGACGAGGACGUGGACGUGGACGUGGACAUGGACGUGGACGUGGACGUGGACGUGGAGGUGGACGUGGAGGUGGACGUGGACGUGGACAUGGACGAGGACGUGGACGUGGACGUGGACGUGGACGUGGACGUAGAAAUGGAGGUGGACGUGGACGUGGACCUGGACGUUGACGUGGACGUGGACCUGGACGUUGACGUCCGCGUGGACGUGGACAUGGACAUGGACGUGGACGUGGACGUGGACAUGGACGUGGACGUGGACGUAGACGUGGACGUGGACGUGGACGUGGACGUGGACGUGGACGUGGACGUGGACAUGGACGUGGACGUGGACGUGGACGUGGACGUGGAAAUGGACGUGGACGUGGACGUGGACGUGGACGUGGUCGUGGACAUGGACGUGGACGUGGACGUGGACAUGGACGUAGACAUGGACGUGGACGUAGACAUGGACGUGGACGUGGACGUGGACAUGGACGAGGACGUGGACGUGGACAUGGACGUGGACGUAUGGACGUGGACGUGGACGUGGACGCGGACGUGGACGUGA
Molecule: messenger RNA, 4335 nt
Organism: Closterium sp. NIES-65
Lineage: Eukaryota; Viridiplantae; Streptophyta; Zygnematophyceae; Desmidiales; Closteriaceae
Source: the annotation of a GenBank genome assembly